Messenger RNA from Leopardus geoffroyi (Geoffroy's cat), 2271 nucleotides. RefSeq names its product perilipin 5 (gene PLIN5). Gene Ontology annotation, cellular component: cytosol; lipid droplet. The record is from RefSeq and is a predicted model, not a curated record. Bases 268 to 1650 code for a protein of 460 amino acids. The transcript is spliced from 8 exons. NCBI's taxonomy places the organism in Eukaryota, Metazoa, Chordata, Mammalia, Carnivora, Felidae. Gene Ontology annotation, biological process: lipid storage; positive regulation of triglyceride storage.
GGGGCUGUGGCUGCGCGCGCCCGGAGCCCAUGCUUUGAACCCCUGCCAUGUCCCCACCUUGCCAGAGGCUCUCUGGCAAGUGUGUGCAGGACCCUGUGCCUCCAGUGUCCGUGUCCCUCACGACGCUGCGAGGAAGGGUAGCAUCAUAACUCUGUUUUUGAGGAAACGGAGGUUCCCGGAGGGAACAAUACUUUGCCCAGGUCGCAAAGCCCAGCGGGACAGAGCCCAAGGCCUGGAAGGCCCUCUCACUCGGCCCUGCCCCUCAGGAUGUCUGCAGCCGACAUGUCAGAAGAUGAGCCUAUGCGGCCCCCCAGAGACAGCCUGUGGGAGCAGGACAGGCAGAACGUGGUGCAGCGCGUGGUGGCCCUGCCCCUGGUCAGGACCACGUGCACCGCCAUCUUGGAGGCUUACAGUGCCGCUAAGGACAGGCACCCGCUGCUGGGCUCCGCCUGCCGCCUGGCCGAGCACUGCGUGUGUGACCUGACCGCCCGUGCCCUGGACCACGCCCAGCCGCUCCUGAGCCACCUGCAGCCCCAGCUGGCCUCCGUGAACAAUCUCGCCUGCAGGGGUCUGGACAAGCUGGAAGAGAAGUUGCCCUUUCUCCAGCAACCUUCGGAGACGGUGGUGACCUCGGCCAAGGACACGGUGGCCAGCAGUGUGACGGGCGUGGUGGGCCUGGCCCGGCAGAGCCGCCGCUGGAGUGUGGACCUGAAACGCUCCGUGAGCCACGCCGUGGAUGUCGUGCUGGGCAAGUCGGAGGAGCUGGUGGACCACUUCCUGCCCAUGACCGAGGACGAGCUCGCGGCCCUGGCAGCGGAGGCCGAGGGCCCGGAAGUGGGGUCCGUGGAGGAGCAGAGGAGACGACAGGGCUAUUUCGUGCGCCUGGGCUCCCUGUCGGCGCGGCUCCGCCACCUGGCGUAUGAACACUCUCUGGGGAAACUGAGGCAGAAGAAACACCACGCCCAGGACACGCUGGCCCAGCUGCAGGAGACACUGGAGUUGAUCAACCUCAUGCAGUGCGGGGCCACACCCACUGCCCCCGCCCGCCCUGGGAAGGUGCACGAGCUCUGGGAGGACUGGAGCCAGCGCUCCCCAGAAAACGGCCGUCGCCGCAGCCAGGCAGAGCUGGAGACGCUGGUCCUGUCCCGGAGUCUGAUGCGGGAGCUGCAGGGCACAAUGGACGCGCUGGAGACCAGCGUGCGGGGCCUGCCCCCCAGCGCCCAGGAGAAGGUGGCCGAGGUGCGGCGCAGCGUGGACGCCCUGCAGUCCGCGUUCGCCGACGCCCGCUGCUUCGGCGACGUGCCGGCGGCCGCCCUGGCCGAGGGCCGGGGCAGCGUGGCCCGGGCCCACGCCUGCGUGGACGAGCUCCUGGAGCUGGUGGUGCAGGCCGUGCCGCUGCCCUGGCUGGUGGGGCCCUUCGCGCCCAUCCUCGUGGAGCGGCCCGCGCCCCCGCCUGACCUGGAGGCUCUGGUGGACGAGGUCGUGGGGGGCCCUGACCCCCGCUGGGCUCACCUGGACUGGCCGGCCCAGCAGAGAGCCUGGGAAGCCGAGCACGGGGACGGGCCAGCCCUCCCAGGCGACACUUGCAAGGAGGAACCCACGCCCCCCAGCCGCGCCAAGCACACCCUGAUGCCAGAGCUGGACUUCUGACCAGAUGGGGCCGUGGGGCAGCAGACGCGGCCCUCGGGAGGUCGCCCUGCACCGCACCCCGCCCCCCCCCACACACACCCCGAGGUCCCUGCUGCCCCCUAGUGGCCAUGCACGUGCACUAACAGGCCGCAAGGGGGAGGUCGCCCUGCCCCCCUCCAGGUCCCCGCUGCCCCCUAGUGGCCAUGAAUAUGCACUAACGGACUGCGCGGUGGCCUUGGCCCAGGUGCGCGGUGGGGGUGGGGGGCUAAAUUCACACGCCUAGACCAGCUUCACUGAUCUCAGACGCUCCCCAGUCUUUCCCUUGGACACAGGGGGACUGGAGCCCAAUUCAGGUCUCAUUUGCCCCAAGCUGGGUGCCUCUGUCUGUGGUCCCUGUCCCUGCACCCCCCAAAAAAGCGGAUCAAAACUCCCCAAAGAAGCUCAGUUUGCCCAGCAGCUGUCUGGGGGUUUGGAAAAGUAGGCACCCUCCUUCCACCCCCCAGCCUUGUACAUCCUGGACGGGGCGGGGUGGGGGGAGGGGGGAGUCCCUGAGAAUACCCAGCCUCGUCCGCUGGGCCUGCUGGAUCCACGUGAUUUGCCCUCUGGGGUCCACGCUCCAGAAUAAAGGUGCUUUGUGUUGUC